AUGAGCCAGCUGCUGACAAGACUAGAUCCUGCUCGAGUCCUGGGCCUCGAAGAAGGCGACGCCCACGUCAUCCGCAACGCCGGCGGUCGAGUGACCGAUGCCCUACGCAGCAUCAUAAUCUCACAACAGCUUCUCGGAACCCGUGAAAUCAUUAUCGUGCAUCAUACUGAUUGUGGAAUGCUGACCUUCACCGACGAGGUAAUCCGCGGCAAGAUCCGCGCUGACCUGCAUCAGAAUGUGGAUCACAUUGCCUUCCUGCCGUUUGGGGAUCUGAAGCAGAGCGUUCUUGAUGAUGUGAAGUCGUUGAAGGAAAGUCCGUUGGUUUUGGAUGUCCCUAUUACGGGUUAUUUGUAUGAGGUUGAGACGGGGAAGAUUGUGAAGGUUUAG
Messenger RNA from Penicillium atrosanguineum, 387 nucleotides. RefSeq names its product beta-class carbonic anhydrase. The record is from RefSeq and is a predicted model, not a curated record. The transcript has 2 exons. Gene Ontology annotation, molecular function: zinc ion binding; carbonate dehydratase activity. Bases 1 to 387 code for a protein of 128 amino acids. Lineage: Eukaryota; Fungi; Ascomycota; Eurotiomycetes; Eurotiales; Aspergillaceae.